AUGAAGUAUGUGCUGACCGCCGCGCAGGCAGGCCAUGUCGGAUGGCAUAUUGAGGCUCCUACUAGGGCUGCGGCCGAAGUCAAGGAUGAGGGCGGCGGCGUUGCCGGUUGCCUCGUCGGCGAAGGCAGCGGCGCCCUCGGGACGAUCGCGGGCCACGUGUUCCCCGGCUCCGUCAUCCUCCUACUUGGACUGCAUUGGGCCGCGGGCAUCGGCCGCUGCAUCGCUGUUGGCGCGCCUUAUUCGCGCUCAUGGCACGCGCUGCCGUGGCAGCGGGGGGUGGGGGCCAGGCCGUGGGAGCCGUGGCUGAAGGUAUUCUUCACGUUCUUCAUGGGCAUCCUCAUGGAGCUCUACUACAAGGACCCAUGGAAAUACGGCCUCGACUGGUGGUGGCGGCCGCUGAUAUCCGAAGACGGCGCGCACUUCACGUUCGUCGACUCGUGGCACCACGCGUGCAUGCACCUCGCGUUCCUCGCGUGCGGGCUGCUAGAGCUGGGCGGCUUCUACCUCGCCGCUAAGGGCUACGCCUCGCCGCUGCAGUGCAGCCUCGAGCUGGCCAUGCUCGCGCUCGCUUUCGCAUUGGAGACCAUAAUGGGCGUGCUUCACGCCCUCGGGGGCGAAGGCCUGCCCGCGGAGAUUCACAAGAUGCAGACGCUCUUCUUCACGGUUGCCGCCGCCGCUGCCAUCUCGGAGGCGUCUCACGGCGGCCACGCGCGCAUCGCGCCAUUCGUACGCGUGACCGCGACGGUCGCAGCAGGCGUGUGGAUGUGUUUCAACGCUCUUGUCUACGCCUGGCAGUCGAACGGGAACUCGGCGUGGGCGCGAGACCCAAUGGCGGCGCACCCCGACCUGGAGGUAGCUUCGAUAGACGGCGAUAUCUACUGA
Messenger RNA from Emiliania huxleyi CCMP1516, 882 nucleotides. RefSeq lists its product as hypothetical. Lineage: Eukaryota; Haptophyta; Isochrysidales; Noelaerhabdaceae. Bases 1 to 882 code for a protein of 293 amino acids. The transcript has 4 exons. The record is from RefSeq and is a predicted model, not a curated record.